Molecule: messenger RNA, 837 nt
Organism: Grus americana (Whooping crane)
Lineage: Eukaryota; Metazoa; Chordata; Aves; Gruiformes; Gruidae
Product: alpha-1-acid glycoprotein 1-like
Exons: 6
Coding region: 49-639 (196 amino acids)
Source: RefSeq, a predicted model, not a curated record
CGAGCCCCAUCCCAUCAGAGCAGGAGCCUCCUCCAGGCCGGCCAGGCGAUGCUGGCCUCCCUCUCCCUCCUCCUGGGGCUGCCGCUCGCCCUCGCCGCUGAGAGCCCCAGCUGCGCCCCGCUCGUCCCGGUCACCUUCGACAAUGCCACCAUCCCUAGGCUCCUGGGAUGGUGGAUCUACAUCACCGGCGCCUCCAAGUACCCACCUCACCUGGCAGAGCUGAAGGCGGUGAAACACGCGACUUUUUCCUUCUCUCCCGGCAGCCACAAGGACGAGCUCGACGUCACCGAAAUCAUGAGACUGAACGAGUCGUGCGUGGUGAGGAACACCAGCAAGAUCCAGGUCAUGUGGCACAACUCCACCCUGGCGCACGUUGAUGACCAGGUGCUUUCCACGGCCGAGCUGAUCCAAAGCGACAAGGACCUGCUGAUCCUGAAGUACUCGAACGCCAACUUCCCCGGUCUGAGCCUCUCGGCACGGACACCCAACGUGAGCAAGGAGCACCUGGAGGAGUUCAAAGCCCACCUGCACUGCCUGGGCUUCACCGAGGAGGAGAUGUUCCCCACUUCCGAAAAGGAUGCCUGUCCCCUGCCUGGGGAGAAGAUGGGCGAAGGCGACAAGGAGCCACAGCUGGCAUAACCCCCACCACCCAGUCGGCCGCUCCAUCCUCAUCCUCCUCCAGCCCUUCAACGGGGACGUCCCCACGGGCCGGCCCCAGCCGGGCUUGGCUCAGCCUCAGGACUUUCUAACAAUGUUUCAUUUUUUUUUCCUCCUGAAUGAAACGCGCAGUUUUCCUGUUCUCACCCAGACCCAAAAUAAACCCCCUCAUGACAACCA